Molecule: messenger RNA, 3917 nt
Organism: Salmo salar (Atlantic salmon)
Lineage: Eukaryota; Metazoa; Chordata; Actinopteri; Salmoniformes; Salmonidae
Gene: nrip2
Product: nuclear receptor interacting protein 2
Biological process (GO): proteolysis
Molecular function (GO): aspartic-type endopeptidase activity
Source: RefSeq, a predicted model, not a curated record
AGAGGAGAGAGAAAGCAGAGAGAGGUGAGAGAGAGAGAGCAGAGAGAGAGAGAGCAGAGAGAGAGAGGAGAGAGAAAGCAGAGAGAGGUGAGAGAGAGAGAGCAGAGAGAGAGCAGAGAGAGAGCGAGAGCAGAGAAAGGGAGAGAGACAGCAGAGAAAGAGAGGGGCACAGUUUGCUCCUGCAGCGCUGCAAGGACAGACUGCACUGACAGAGGAGGGGACACACACAGCCCAGCCUGAAGAGAGACAUGUCUACAUAACAGGACCAUCAGCACACUAAUAAUUUCUGGACUGACAGCAACACAGAACACAAAUAGAUGCCAAGGACUAGCACCUCAAAACAACCUCACAGAGAGGGAGGUCACAGUUUGAAGGUGGAACAGUUUGAAGACGGACACAGUAAAGGUGAAGGAAGACAUUUGUUCUGGAACAGACCAACAGUAUCAUCUACUCUCUGCGAUCUAUCUCUUGGAAGUGAAAAAGAGAGACUUUACAGUACAGGGCACUGGGCUGUGCUGCUCUGCCUUCAACACGCAUACCCUUCUGUGCUGCUUCUGCUGUUCCUGUUGUUCCAAACCAGGCUACAUCAGACAGAGGUACGCUGAACGUAGCAGCUCUGCUCUACACUCUAGCUAGCGGUACUGCACUGACUGACUGGUUGACUGACUGGUUGACUGACUGACCAUGAGUGAGUCGAAGAAGGGUGAUCUGGCUAUCCGGGAUAAAGCCAUCCUGGGCCAGCAGAGGCGUCUGAAGCAGGCCACCCAGUUCACACACAAAGACUCAGCCGACCUGCUGCCCCUAGAUGGGCUCAAGAGACUGGGCACCUCCAAAGAUCUGCAGCCCCACAGCAUCGUGCAGCGCCGCCUCAUGGCGGGAAACAUCCCACAACUGCGUGGCGAAGCCCGCGUGGGGAGACCCUCGCCCCUGGUCGACAGCAAGGAGGGGGGCGCCGGCGACGCAGAGGAGAAGAGCGAGAGCACGGCUGACGACUCCACGGAGGAGAGGGAUUCGCCGGAGGAGAGCGAGAGGAGCCUAGAGACGAGGUCGGACGAGGAGGAGGACAGCAGCGAGGCCGGAGGGAAGACAAGCAGCACGGCUGGGAACGAUAAAACAGAGGAGGGGAGGAAGGAGAUGCAGAGGACGGAGAGACCUCUCACUGCCCUGCUGGUCCAGUGCAAGUGCUGUGACACUGAGGUGAAGGCUUCCAUCAACACCGGGAGUCAACACAACCGCAUCUCCAGCACCUGCUGCAGGAGGCUUGGAUUGGUUCCCACCCAGGAAGGUCCACCCUGUGAGCAGACAGAGGGCCAGGGCUCUGUGAGGGGCCUCCAGCUGCAGCUGGGCAGACAGAGUGUCCAGUGCUCUGCCCACGUCACCGAGGAUGAGGUGUUUGAGCUGUGCCUGGGUCUUCAGACUCUGCAGGAAAUCAAAUGCUGUGUGGACCUGAGCAGUAGAGUCCUAAAGCUCCAGGGCUCAGGGGAGGAGCUGCCUUUCCUGGAGCCGCCAUUGGUCAGCCAGUGCCAUCACCAAGACAGCAAUGAGAACCUGUGACGCCGGCGUGUAACAACCUCCCAGCCGUCCCACACCCUCCUCUGAUUGGCUGGCGCUGUAAAAACAUGAUGCAGUCUGGGUCUGGACUGUCCAACCAGUGUUUCGCACUGCCAGCAACAUGGUUGAACACCCCAAUUCUCUUCAGUUUACACCAUUGUGUUUGUUUCUGUGGAAUUAAGACAUUACCAUGAUGUUACUGCUGUAUUGAAUUAGCCUAGUUUAUGGAGCGGAUGGAGCUCAAGGAUUGGGACGAUUCUAUGUGACAAUCUUCAUAAUUAUGUUCUUAAUCAAGGUGUUUUUUAUCUGACAGACAGUGCAUCAUUGUUCAAUAUACUCUUGGGACAAAAGGAAUCCAAAAGGGUUCUUUGGCUGUCCCCAUAGGAGAACCCUUUCUGGUUCCAGGUAGAAUUGUCUUUGUAAAGAGUUCUACAUCGAUCUCAAAAGGGUUUUACCUGGAACCAAAAAGGGUUCUUGAAAAAGUUAUCCUAUGGGGACAGCUGAAGAACCCUUUUAGGUUCUAGAUAGCACCUUUUUUUCUAAGAGUGUACUGAAACAUACUGAGGAGUCAGACGAUGAUUAUCAUUUGAAAUUAACAUAUUGUGACUUGGAGGUAUAAAAUAAUUUACGUUGAUCAUCAAUUAAAUGCCAAAACUGUUUAAAAUCAAAAUCAGUUCAGCCUUGAGGAAAGAAUGAUAUCUCCCUCCCUUUACAGAGAGAUAGUCUCCUGGAUAUCUCCUAGAUAUCUCCUAUGAUAUCUCCCUCCCUUUACAGAGAGAUAUCCUAGAUGUCCUAUCAUACGUGCUCAAGAGAAACGGUGAAAAACCAGGUCUUAUGAAACCUUUGAAUCUGCCUGUUAAAAAAUCUAAUUGAGAGUCAGGACAGACAGGGAAUACUGGAAGAGAUGUGAGGAGACUACUGCUAUUCCUGAACUAACUGCCUUCAGCCAAGUGAAGACUCUCUCUCGUCUAUUUUCCCAAAUGAAGAGUGCUCCUAAGAAUGUCACAAUGACCCACAUCAAAACUAGUUCUCAGUAAUUCCACUGUCCUGGAGCUAGUUGUGUGUGUCAGAUGGACAGCACAGCAAAAAGAUCCAAACAGUCCAUAAUUCCGCAUUAUUUUUUGUCAAAAUCUGGAUGUUAGUGUUCCUGUGAGAGUGUGUCAGUGCGUGUGACUUGGAGAUGUGCGAGUGUGUGUACGUACUGGUGGAUGUGCACUGUCUGUAUGUGUGUGUCUGUGUGUUGGAGUGCAUGUCAAUCGAGGAGGGGCUUUUCUGUUUCGAUAUGGUUAGUGGCUAGAGUUUCACAUGGGAAAGAAAAAGGGAUGAGUUCUAUUUACUUCUCCUCCCAGCUCCUCCUACUCCUCCCAGCUCCUCCUACUCCUCCCAGCUCCUCCUACUCCUCCCAGCUCCGGUCAGAGGGAGAUGCCAAGAUCGGAUCGGCGCAGCGGUACAGAAUUAUCAUCAAGCCCCUUGUUGCCUGACUGACAGUUUCACACUACAGGGUCAGCUACAGGGCCGAAACAUACUGUGCUGGCUUGAAAAUCGUAUUUUCUCUUAUCCUUUACAGCACGGUUCCAGCUACUAUGGUGGAUACGUAACGAGGCCAACCCAGUACUGUACAGCUCGGCUUGGUUCAGUUUGACCCUAUGGUGUGAAUCAGGCAUGAGAGAGAGCCAAAAGGCCACACUAUAAUCUUCCCACUAUCAUGCAUUACACUCUGCCUUGAUCCAUUCGCAUUGUUUGGACAAUCGAGAAGUGCUUCAGACACCCUCAGAAAGGUCUUCAUACUCUGCUUUUACCAUCUGGACCUGUAUUCAAAAAGUCUCUGAGUAUGGGUUUCCACUAGAUAGCACAGCCACAAAGUCAAAAUGGGCUAUAUUGAAAUAAAUACAUGAAAACAAAAAUGAGCUUUUUGGUCUUAAUUCAAGGUUAGGCAUAAGUUUUGCAGUGAGGUUACGGUUAGGUUUAAAAUCAGAUUUCUGGAAGAGACGUAGAAAUAGGCUGGGUUUAUGACUUUGUGGCUGUGGUAACUAGUGACUACCCUGGGUAGGUGCUGAUAUCGGAUCAGUCAUGCCUUUCAGAGCACAAUGGAUAAGAUUACAUGGACCUGAUCCUAGAUCAGCACUUCUACUCAGACUUUUUCUGAAGAUGGGCCUUGGACAGUGCCAUGCUCUCGACUGUGUAACAACAUCCAUCUGACCUCUAGCUCUUUCUUUGGAGGUGAACCACGAAUAGAUUGCUAAUGUUUCGUACUAGUGUACUUCCUAAUAUGCUGUGCGAUGGUAAUCGAUGUAUGAAAUACAUUUAUUUUUUGUGUUUUUUCUGAACAGUAUUUUCUCUGCCUAUUAAAAUAUGUAUUCUGGCUA